Messenger RNA from Betta splendens (Siamese fighting fish), 1983 nucleotides. It is a transcript of the gene psmd5, whose product is annotated as proteasome 26S subunit, non-ATPase 5. The coding region runs from base 41 to 1555 and encodes 504 amino acids. The transcript is spliced from 10 exons. Gene Ontology annotation, biological process: proteasome assembly. The record is from RefSeq and is a predicted model, not a curated record. Gene Ontology annotation, cellular component: cytosol. NCBI's taxonomy places the organism in Eukaryota, Metazoa, Chordata, Actinopteri, Anabantiformes, Osphronemidae.
UUACUAGAGGCUUGGCGCUGUUUCCCAAACACUGACAGACAUGGCGGCUUCCAUUGGGAGCUUACUGGAGGAAAUCUCCGGUGUUGAUGAUCCAGUAGAGGAGCUGCAGAGUUUGAAAACGGCGUUGCUCUCGAUACCUGUGAGCGCGCUGAGAGACACAGUGAGCGGGCAGCGUUUCGAUGUGAUUUUCUCUCUGUUAAACUCUAAUCGAAGGGAGCAGGUUGAGUUAUGCGUGGACAUCCUUGAACGCAUCCUAAUGGCGCUCAGUCCUGUGUAUGUGGCCCAGAACUACCGAGUGGAACUACAGGGGGGUCUGGCCCAUCCUAAUGAAACUGUCAAGAUAUUGGCCUUGACACAGAUCGGAAGAAUGGUGGAGGACCUCUACGCUUUCACCGAAAUCCUCAACAACCAUGAUCUUCUUCGAGCAGUGAUCCACUGCAUCGGCGAAGAGAAAAUGGCCGUAGCUAAACAGGCCAUUCAGUCCCUGUCUAAACUGAGCCACUCCAAACCCGGGUUAGACAAACUGUUCCAAAGCGACCUGCUCAAAGUCAUGAAAGAUGUGAUGGCCACGAGUGAUAUUGUAAGAUACAGAAUAUAUGAGUUGGUGGUGGAAAUCUCAUCUGUAUCUCCCAUUUCCCUCGGCUACUGCGCCAACAGUGGCCUCGUUUCUCAGCUGCUGGGAGAACUGACAGGAGAUGAUGUAUUGAUCAGGGCCACAGCCAUUGAGAUGGUGACCACUCUAGCCCACAGUCAGCAUGGCCGACAAUAUUUGGCCCAGCAGGGUAUAAUGGACAAGAUUUCCAAUAUGAUCAGAGGCGCAGACACGGAUCCCUUUUCCUCCCUGUACCUACCUGGUCUGGUGAAGUUUUUUGGAAACCUGGCCAUUAUGGACAGCCCACAACAGGUUUGUGAAACCUACCCAGCUUUCCAGAACAAGGUGUUCGAGAUGGCUCUGGACCCAGACCCUGUCAUGAUCGGCGUGGCGAUGGACACUUUGGGAAUAUUGGGUUCUAAUGUAGAGGGAAAGCAGGUCCUACAGAAAACAGGUGAAAAGUUCAAGAGUGUCUUCUUAAGAAUGAGCCAGCUUGCCAGCUCUGGAGCUACAGAGCUCAGGGUGCGCAGCUUGGACGCCAUAUCACAGCUACUCACACUACAGCCAGAGCAGCAGACAGAUGAUCUGUUGGCCCUGACAGAGUCCUGGUUCCACCUUUUGUCUAACCAGCCCAUGGACAUGAUUCGUAGCAUCAGCACUCAGCCCUUUCCAGAACUGCACUGUGGAGCCCUGCGGAUAUUCACUGCCAUUGCUGCUCAGCCAUGGGGCCAGAGGAUGAUGAUUAGCUCACCUGGAUUUAUGGAAUUCAUUUUGGACCGGUCAAUGGGGCAGACAAAGGAGGCCAAAGAUGCCAAGUUUGAACUGGUCGGGUCACUUGUGUGCUCUUCAACAGCAGCAGAGAUACUGGGCAGCCAGCACUACAUACGUCUGAAGACGUAUCUCAGAGAAGGGCCUUAUUAUGUUUCAGCUGUGGCCUCAGUCAGCACUGAAGGAGCAGACUGAUGCACUGUAUUGGUUCUUGUUAUUGCUUAAGUAACGGGUAAGUGCCUCAAUAAUCCCACUGGUUACAUCUUAUAUUCUUGCAAAAUUCAGUACAAGCUUUGUAAAGUACAUUGAAAAAUCCUCACACAAACACAUAAAACUCAAUGUCAUAACUGCAUGAGAAGGAGUUUGUAACUGGACAAUGACAACACAUGUCUUUACCCUGUACUUAAGCACUAACACAAAACUUCACAUCAAAUGUCACCCUCAAAACUGAUCCUCCAGACACACAUUUGCUGUAUUUUUCAAAUUAAACUGGACGUGGCCAAAAAUCUCAAUAAUUAGCCCUCUGUUCUCCUUACACUCCAGACAUUAUUAGACCUUUUUAUGUGAAAAAAUUUGUUUACUUAAUGAAAUUACUUUUUUUAAUUAAAGAAGGUUCAGUCUCA